This is a messenger RNA of Acanthochromis polyacanthus (spiny chromis), 1802 nucleotides long. It is a transcript of the gene stm, whose product is annotated as starmaker. Bases 1 to 1413 code for a protein of 470 amino acids. The transcript has 15 exons. Lineage: Eukaryota; Metazoa; Chordata; Actinopteri; Pomacentridae. The record is from RefSeq and is a predicted model, not a curated record.
AUGUGGGUUCACCUGAGGAUGGAGGUUUUUGAGGACCCUCCUCUCCAUGGUCUUCAUCAGAUGGAAAAGAAUAAAAAUGUUUCUGUUUCUUCUGUUUCAGACAAAACUCCUCAGGACCUGCUGAAUGGUGAUAAUGUGACUGUGAAGCCAACAGAAGCUACUGCAAGUCAAGAGCAACCUGAAGCUGUCCCAGAUUCUACUGCAGCAUCAGCUUCAGACGACAGUGACAGCAGCAACAGUGAAGCUGUCCCAGAUUCUACUGCAGCAUCAACUUCGUCAGACGACAGUGACAGCAGCAACAGCGAAGCUCCUACAGAUGGUUCAACUGAAUCACCAGCUGCUUCAGAGACCUCAGAUGCAGACAGCAGCAGUGCUGGGGAGGACCUCAACGUAGACAGCACCGACAUCAGCAGCCUUGAAGUUCAAGAUAACGGAGAGUCUACAGAGAAGGCCAAUGACAUUGACACGAAAGAGACCGAUGAAGAAAAAGAUGCCAAAGACAAUGACAGCAGCAGCAAAGCUGAUGAGGACGAAGCAACCGACAACAGCAAAGACAACAGCUCUGAUGAUGUGGAGAUCAAUGAAGGCAAAGACACUGAUGACGUCACCGAUGGCGCUGAUCAUGAUAGCCCUGAUGACGGCACCGAUGAUGGUCCUGAUGACGGCACCGAUGAUGGUCCUGAUGACGGCACCGAUGAUGGUCCUGAUGACGGCACCGAUGAUGGUCCUGAUGACGGUCCUGACGGUGAUGCCAAAAACAACAGAGAUGACAGUACAGAAGAAAGAGUCGACAGCAUUAAUAGCGAUGAGAAUGACAGAGUGGAGAGUGUCGAAGGGGCUGAGGUAGAGGAUGAUACAGAGGAGCAGGAACGGCAGCAGGGGGAGGAGUCAGAGGAGGGGGUGAUAGUUGAUGUAGAGGCAAGCGAAGAUGCAAGUCAGGUUCAGGAUGGAGAGGAGGCUGAGGAGUCAGACAAGGAUGUGAAGAGUGACGAAAAUAAGGAAGGAGAUAAAGGAGGCAAUAAAGAUGAGAAGAGCUCAGAGCAGGCCACAGAAGAUAACGUAGAGGUUGAAAUCACAGCUGAUGACGAUGAAAGUCAAACUGAAGGAGGUGAGAGUAUUGAGAAUGUCAGUGAUGAGAUCAGUGACACUUCCGAGUCCGUCUCAGAGGAGGAGAAUGAAGCAGAAGAGGAGGAAGAAAAACAGGAGGAUGAGAAGGAGGAGAAGGAGUCAGAGGAGGAGGAGGAGGAAAAGGAGUCGGACGAGAACAAGGAGCCAGACGAGGACGAGGACACAGAGGAGGAGGACAAGGAGCUAGAGGAGGUGGUGAUGGUUCCAAACCCUGAAGACUCCACUGAAGCGACGGCGUCUGACAAACCAGACCAGCUUGAUGACACCACACAGGCUUCAAAUUAGAUGCUGAUCGUCUGAACUGUGGAAGCUCGAAGACUUCAGAGCCACACCUCCACAGUGGAAUACUGUUGCCAUGACAACAACCCGCUAAACGCAUCUGAAACCCCCCUACCCUCUGUUUGUUUUCCCGCCUGCAUCCUGAUUGGUCGUCUGUCUCUUCCUCCUCUGGUUGCCGUAGCGAUAAACCUGAACUCUUCCACCAGUCGCCAGCCGGCGUCGCUGUCAUGUGACCUUUAACGCUCCGCAGAAACAUUAAACUGCUGCUGAUUUCACAUUAACGUGUACAUACAGUCCAUCGUUUACUGAUUUUUAAGAGGAGCCGAGGGACAAGCACAAAGUCGCUGAUUGUACACGGACGAAGUGCUAAUAAAGUUUGAACUGUCAGAACCUCA